AUGUCACCUCUUAUCUUUAGUUUCCCUGCAGAUUAUGGGUAUGUAGCCUUAGCAGCUUCCUCCACUGGUUUCUUAGGUUUAUUUCAAACGAUAGCCGUUAGCAAAGCUCGUAAAGCUGCUCAAAUUCCUUACCCAGCUCCUUACGCUAGUAAUGAAGAAGCAAAGUCUAAUCCAGCAGCUAUGAGAUUUAACUGUGCACAACGUGCACAUGCCAACACCUUGGAGGCCUUACCAUUCUUUCUCUUCAGCUUGCUCUUCACAGGGCUUCGUUACCCGCGCUAUGCUGCUGGCUGUGGAGCAACUUGGGUCAUAGGUCGCUUAAUCUACACCAUGGGUUAUGCAAGUGGGGUUCCUGCUAAGCGUAACAGAGGUGUUUUUCAUAACUUUGGUUACUUUGGAUGGAUCUCUACUUAUGCUUGUCAUCCUAGUUAG
Melampsora larici-populina 98AG31 is the source of this 432-nucleotide messenger RNA. RefSeq lists its product as uncharacterized. Gene Ontology annotation, cellular component: nuclear envelope; membrane; endoplasmic reticulum. The record is from RefSeq and is a predicted model, not a curated record. Lineage: Eukaryota; Fungi; Basidiomycota; Pucciniomycetes; Pucciniales; Melampsoraceae. The coding region runs from base 1 to 432 and encodes 143 amino acids. The transcript has 7 exons. Gene Ontology annotation, molecular function: glutathione transferase activity; glutathione peroxidase activity.